This is a messenger RNA of Fusarium sp. VM40, 3606 nucleotides long. Lineage: Eukaryota; Fungi; Ascomycota; Sordariomycetes; Hypocreales; Nectriaceae. The record is from the annotation of a GenBank genome assembly.
AUGGAGCGCAGUCGUGGUAUUCCGGAUGAGGAGAUGUUCCUCAACAAGCCUGCCCCUGAAGACUGCGACAGUCCAACCAUUGAACCUCUUCGCAUAUUCAAGCCCCAGAGCCCUCAACCCGCCAAGGACGGUAGAUCUUCUGCCUUUAGAUAUCCUGCGCCUCCGUCGUCGACCUCUCCUGCGUCCCAGCAUUCGUUUCCUCUACCUCCCGGCGCCUCCAGCUCUGCCGCUCCUCUGCCGUUCCCCGACGACGACGACGUUCGCAGACCAGCUCCUGCCAGACCGUAUGGCUCUGCCUACAAUGACACUAGUCCUCGACUAGAGAAUAGCCCUCCUGGAAAGAAGCCAGGUCUUGCUGAACGAAGAGGUGCUGCUCCAAAGCCUAUCAGCUCUCCUACCAGCCCCGACGGUGACCACGAUCUUUUUCAACGUCCUCUGGCCGAUAAUCACCGUCCGGGUUCGUCCAACGCCAACUAUCCUAGUUAUCAAAAGACAUACUACCCGCCACCUGGCGCUGCUUCCGGUUCUUCACAUAAUGUUCCUGCGCAGUCCGCUGCAGUACAGCAACUUAAGAUGAACGACCAAGGAGUAAAUCGCUUCGCAUCAACCGCCUCUACUUCUACUACUCGUGCAAGCCGUGGCUCUCCUCCCCCUCCCGAGACCCCGAUUGUGGAGCCUGGGCAGGCGCCGGCCGAUUCUCUCGAGGCCCGGUAUGCCGCCGCCGGUAUCUCCGGCACUGCUACCCUCAACAGUCUGGGUGCCCCCAGCGCUGCUGCUUCACAGAGACUUGCUCACUAUGGCAACCAACCGCCUCCUCAAAGACCAUGGACACCAACCGAGACUCCGGAUCAGGCACCCUCUGGCCCUCCCACAGUUUACCAGGGCAUGAAUGCCAUCUCGAGUCCGGCGCAGUCGCAACCAUCAUUCAGUCCUCCUCCUCAGUCCGAACACCAGCAGCAACAGAAGCCACAGCAAGCACAAGGCCAAGGUCAGGAUCAAGGCCAAGCUCAAGUCAGUGUGUUAGAGCAAGACUUCCAACGUAUCCAGACCAACUCGCCCCCUCCUGCAUACUCGAGCCUCGGCACUGGUGGAAACCCAUCAUACCCCAAUGAGAAACAACGCCCUCAACAGGCUGUUGCUUCAAGUUCCUCUUCCGCUCAACCACAGCAGCAGGCCGCUACAUCAACACCACCUACAAAGGUGGCUGCGGCUGCAGCGGUUGCAACUGCCGCUGGAGGUCUUGCUUCACCGGCUCUACAACACCCAGGCCACCCGGCAUUUGCUAACGAUCCUCACCCGGCGUUUUCCAACGAACCCUAUCCUGAACAAAAUGGGCAAACUUCUCAACAGCAAGUCAUUGCCCCUGCUCAGCCCUUUGAGUCUCAGAACCCUGCUUCCCCUCCACCUCUGCCUGAGGGAUGGAUCGCCCAUCUGGAUCAGAACUCCGGGCAAUACUACUAUAUUCACUUGGCUUCUCAAGCUACACAGUGGGAUUUCCCAAAGGGCCCAAAUCCAAUGACGCACGAACAAGCUCCCCUCUCGCCAACGGCUUCAACAUACGGAAAUCCUCUGGCGUCACCUAUGUUUGGCAAGCAAUCUUUAGCCUCCCCAAUGUUUCCUCCCCAUACACCGGGUUAUGCAGAGAGCAUCAUGAGUGUAGCAGCUUCAGCAACGCCCACAGCGGCUGGAUUUUCGGGUCCUCCACCGAGCGCUGGGGUGGAUAUGUAUAGAAUCCAACCAACAAAUGGUGUCUACUUUGGACCUUAUCUGCGAUAUGUCAACAUGGAUAUUGAGAAGGGUCUUUGGCUUGGCAGUAUCCUGAUUGUUACAGAUGCUCCUCAACCACCAACUAUCCAUAUCCAUCUAAGCCAUGAUCUAGCACCGAACCCGCGACAAGCCGAACCUCGGCCGAUCUUCACACAUCAACGAUGGAAAUUCUACAAAUAUGACCUGGAACUACCUAUGUCCGAGGCUGGUACUGAGCGUUGGACUUAUGCUGUUACAUCGCACCUUGGCUGCACACGCUACGAAUUUGUUGUAGCUGGCCGUCAAGAGACCAGCUGGCGCUUCAUUGCUCACUCUGGAAACGAUUUUGCUUCGGGUACUACUCAGAAUGAGCGGGCUAAGCUUGGUGGAGUUGGUUUCAUGUGGAAGGACGUUCUUCAAAAGAAUGUCGACUGCGGUGGCUUUCACGUCCAGCUCGGCCUGGGAGAUCAGAUUUAUGGUGAUCGAUUAUGGAAAGAAGUGCCACUGCUCAAGCAGUGGCUUGCCAUGAGUGGACGAGAAAACAAGAAGAACGUUCAAUGGACAGCACGACACGAGGAGGAUGUGGCACACGCCUACUUCCAUUACUAUACCAGUCACUUUGACCAGCCAUUCCUUCGGGAGGCCUUUGCUCAGAUCCCCCAUGUCCUGCAGAUUGACGAUCACGACAUAUUCGACGGAUAUGGUUCUUAUCCAGAUUAUAUGCAAUCAUCUCCCAUGUUCAAGAACAUUGGCCGCAUUGCGACAGACAUGUACCUAUUGUUCCAGCAUCAUACCACUGUCGAGAUGCUGCGAAACGUCAGUACCGACCACGAUAUCUUCACCAUCACAGGAACUGGCUGGCAUUUCGUCAAGUUCCUGGGACCGGCUGUUGUGGCCGUUGGCCCCGAUUGUCGAUCGGAGCGCACCCAAGCCCAGGUUAUGGCAGGCCCAACAUAUCAGGGUAUCUUCCCCAAGGUUGCCACUCUACCUCCGAGUGUGCAGCACUGUAUCUGGAUGGUUUCAGUGCCGCUUGUAUACCCGCGUUUGGACACCGUAGAGAGUCUUGCAAAUACGAUGGCAGCAGGAAAGAAGGCGGUCAACACAACCUACAACAUUCUGGGCAAGGUCACAAGUUCAGUCGCCGGUGUGGUUGGUGGUAAAGAUGUUGUUGCACAGGGCUUCUCGCAGGUCAAGAAGGCUGUUGGAAAGACCGGUCUUAUGGGCAACGUUCUGAACCAGUUUGGCGAGCUUGACAUUCAGGAGGUGCUGAAGGAUAUGUGGACUCAUGACACCAAGGACCUCGAGAGAACCUACCUGAUCCGAACCCUGCAGGGCAUCUCGCAACAGAAGGGAAUUCGAAUGACAUUCCUUUCUGGAGACGUCAAUGCCUCGGGGGCUGGUUUAGUUCACGACCCAACACAUCCUGGAGACCACAAGACCAUGUACCAGAUCAUCUCAUCCCCUAUCGUGGCGGCGCCUCAGAGCAACUAUGUGCUCAAGAUGCUUCACAAUCAAAAGACGCUCUACGUGCCACAGAACGGCAAGAAGUCAUCGCAUGAGGUGUCAGACACAAAGGAAGACAUGAUGGAGAUUUUCCACUCAGAUGCCAGUGGUGCUGCGCGAGAGCUCAAGAAGCUCAUGGGUCGCCGCAACUACGUCGCCUUCGUAUCGUACGAUCAAGAUGCCGCAGCAGCAGUACCUCAAACACCCUUCAGUCCCAACCCCAGUCUCAACGGUUCACAGCAAGGAUUGUCCAAGGUCAGCCUAGCUGUCGAUUUUGUGGUUCAGGGCGACGGCGCAUUCACCGCGCCAACUAAAUACGGUCCUGUCAUUAUCCCUCACCUGGAAUAUGGACGUUAA